Messenger RNA from Yamadazyma tenuis ATCC 10573, 2097 nucleotides. It is a transcript of the gene RMS1, whose product is annotated as ribosomal lysine N-methyltransferase. Lineage: Eukaryota; Fungi; Ascomycota; Pichiomycetes; Serinales; Debaryomycetaceae. The record is from RefSeq and is a predicted model, not a curated record. Gene Ontology annotation, cellular component: nucleus. Gene Ontology annotation, molecular function: protein binding; protein-lysine N-methyltransferase activity. Gene Ontology annotation, biological process: peptidyl-lysine monomethylation.
CUGCAUCUUCAGCAACUAUCCUAGUAUCCAAGCCUUGUGAACCCUCAUGGUAGAGUUCGGAGCAUCCACAAUCAAUUACGUUAAGUGGUUGAAGCAGAAUGGCGUCCACUUCUGUAAAGACUGUCGCAUUAAAGACUUGAGACACAAGAACGAAGGAAGAGGUAUAAUUGCUGCGCAAGACAUCGAAGAGCAUGAUACCAUUUUUGAGAUCCCACGGUCGGUGGUGUUGAACUUAGAGACAUGUAGCUUGGUAAAGGAGCGCCCAGGUGUCAGAGAAGGCUUGGAGCUGUUGAAUCAGUGGGAAGCAUUGAUCAUUAUUCUUUUGUACGAACUUAAGGUCAAAAAGGAGCACAGUCGGUGGACACCUUACUUUGGCGUGUUGCCAAUUCUCGACGAAGAAAACUACACCUUCAACCAGUUGAUGUUCUGGUCCGAUGAUGAGUUGGAGUAUCUCAAGCCGUCUCUCAUCAUACAAAGAAUUGGUAAAGAUAUAGCCGAUGGCAUGUACAACAAGCUCUUCCCCAGAGUGAUCAAACAAUUGAAACUCGUCGAGUUGAACGACACCACCUUGUGGGAAUAUCAUAAGAUAGCUUCCUUGAUCAUGUCGUACUCGUUUGAUCUUGAAAGGUUGAACAGAGAUGGUGUUGUGAACGAUGAAGAAGACGAAGACGAAGAUGAGGGAAACGAAGAGGUGGGCAAUGAACCCUCCUAUAAGAACAGCCCGGUAUCUCUGUCGGACGAAGAAUACCCCGACAGCUGGAGAAAUGACUCGUUUUUAAAGUCUAUGAUUCCAAUAGCGGAUACUUUGAAUGCUGACACAACUCUCCACAAUGCUUCGUUGGAGUAUUUACAAGAUAAACUUGUGAUUCGAGCCAUUAAGCUCAUUAAAAAGGGGGAGCAAGUGUACAAUACGUAUUCGGACCAUCCUAAUAGUGAGAUCUUGAGACGGUACGGAUAUGUAGAAAGGCAAGGUUCGAAACAUGAUUUUGGCGAAAUCACCCUAGCGUCUAUCAGAGAUCAUUUCAGCCAAUGCUCCAAUCCUAUUAUGCAUGAAUUUUUUGACGAAAUCAUGGAUUUAUUCUACCGAAUUAUCCAGGAAGAGAGUAGCGAAGAAGAAGUGGUGGAAUUUGUGCUAGAUUCGUAUGACUGUUUUGCUUCCAGUGAAGUCAUUAUUGAAUUAACCAUUCUACUCCAAUGCUUAACUAUCAUCGGCUCUAUUCACUCGUUAAAUUCUAUGGAAACGUUGACGGUGGAUUCUAAGUUCCAACUCGUACGUAGGAUCCACAGAAAGUGUAUUCUGUUGAUAGAAUCCAGAAAGCUCACCAAGUUGUUUUUGGCCAACUACAAAGCCAUCCUCGGCAACCGAAUGAGCGAAUAUCCUGCAAUUGCUUCCGAGGACUUUCCUGGCUCUUUCAAGUUCACCAGACAGAAUAUGGCCAAUGUUGUGUUGAAGUCUGAAUAUACUUCGUUGAGGAACUGUCUCGACGUUGAAAAGACCUUCACGAUAGACGAUAUAAAAUACCAAUUUAUAGAUGACGAUAAACUUAUCAGAAACAUUGUCAAGAGAAAAUUUGAUUUGCCAAUCCCAAAUUCUCCAAAGAGAAAUAAGAGAUAACCCUUAAGAUAAGAACAUAAUGCGUUAGGAAUGUUGAAUUUUAAAGCAAAACUAUUUUAUUAAUGUACAUACCAAUAUUAGAAAAUGUUGGUAGAAGAACUAAAUAUGUUUCAUAACGAGCGUUUUAAGGUAAGGGUCAAGCAUUGUCAGGUAUCCUUGAAGAACAAUCAAAAUACGUUGAAUUUAAAGUAUCGACUCUUGAGUCAGUCGAAAGAGUAGAAGCCUUUCGUUGUCUGGUUUCUGGUCUCUUUACUAUUAAAGGUCUUGGUCUGGAUACUUCAAAUCCUUUAACGGGUUCUUUCUUUUUGAAUAUCGAAGAGAGCUUAGUUUGGGUCAUUUCUAGUGUUUGUCGCUUAGGAGAUGCCAUUCCAGUAAUAGGAACAUCUGAUGGGAUUGCUAUUGACUCUCUCUGUUUUCUGGACUCCCAAAGCUCUUUGACGUCCUGAUCAAUAUCGUCGUCGACGAAAAACUUUUGGUAUAUC